Pundamilia nyererei is the source of this 1320-nucleotide messenger RNA. RefSeq names its product vasoactive intestinal polypeptide receptor 1-like. The coding region runs from base 1 to 1320 and encodes 439 amino acids. Gene Ontology annotation, biological process: adenylate cyclase-modulating G protein-coupled receptor signaling pathway; cell surface receptor signaling pathway. Gene Ontology annotation, cellular component: plasma membrane. The record is from RefSeq and is a predicted model, not a curated record. Gene Ontology annotation, molecular function: G protein-coupled peptide receptor activity; vasoactive intestinal polypeptide receptor activity; peptide hormone binding. The transcript has 14 exons. NCBI's taxonomy places the organism in Eukaryota, Metazoa, Chordata, Actinopteri, Cichliformes, Cichlidae.
AUGGUUGGCUUCCAGAAUGCCGUGCCAGAGGAGAGUGGGCAGGCAGAUAACUUAGUUGGAUCUUAUUUUCAGGCCGAAGCAAUUCAUCCGGACUGCGCCAUCAUCUCCCAGCACCUGAGGGCUCGUGAGAUAUGUAGCCAGACAAGGAGGAGCGAGGCGCAAAACCAAACCGACCACAGCGGAUGUAAAACAGAAUGGGAUGAGAUCGGGUGCUGGCUGCGAGCUGAGGUUGGGCAGGUGGUCAAUUUGUCCUGCUCUGAAGUCUUCCAGCAUUUCUCCAGCAAUCAAGGGUAUGUUUACAGGAACUGUACUGCUGACGGUUGGUCGGAAAUGUAUCCACCCUAUGAGGAGGCCUGCGCGUUCAGCGAUGACAGCGAGCCUGAGUCCGAGACGAGUUACCUUUAUACCUUCAGACAGGUUUACACCGUAGGCUACGCCACGUCACUCAUCUCCCUCAUUACAGCCAUCGUGGUGUUUGCAGCCUUCAGGAAGUUCCGCUGCACCAGAAACUACAUCCACAUCAACCUGUUCGCCUCCUUCAUCCUGAGAGCCAGUGCCGUCUUCAUUAAAGACACUGUGCUGUUUGCUGAUGAGACCCUGGACCACUGCUCCAUGUCCACGAAAGCGUGCAAGUCAGCCGUGGCUUUCUUCCAGUUCAGCAUCCUGGCCAAUUACUUCUGGCUGCUGGUGGAGGGCAUGUAUCUGCAGACGCUGCUGGCUCUGACCUUCGUCUCACAGAGGAAAUACUUCUGGUGGUAUAUCCUGAUUGGAUGGGGGCUCCCAUCUACAGUUCUCAUACUGUGGGUUUUGACCAGAUUCUUCUAUGAUGACAGAGGUUGCUGGGAUGACACAGACAAUGUUGGCAUCUGGUGGAUUAUUAAGGGACCAAUAACAGCCUCACUGCUGAUCAACAUAGUCAUCUUCGUCAACGUCAUCCGGAUUCUGGUUGAAAAGCUUAAAUCUUCUGCCAUGACAGGGAACAAUGACACUGGACACUUUAUGAGGCUGGCAAAAUCCACCCUGUUCCUGAUUCCUCUGUUUGGGAUGCACUACACUGUAUUUGCCUUCCUGCCUGAGAACACUGGAGUAGCAGCCAGACUCUACAUCGAGCUGGGACUGGGCUCCUUUCAGGGGUUUGUGGUGGCGCUUCUUUACUGUUUCAUGAAUGGAGAGGUCCAAACAGAGCUGCGGAGGUGGCUGUGGAAGUGCCACAAUCAAAGUCAUCUCACACCAGCUAAGAGAAGCAUCACUCAGAUCACAAUUCGGACUCAUGGGGGGCUCGGGCUGCCUGCUUCUAGUGGCAACAUCUCUUCUGUAUGA